CGCGCGGUUCGCUGUCCCUCCACUCUGGCAAGGUGCAGCCACCCCCCUGGGAGCCGUCGAGGAGGGAACGCAGACUUCAGCCAGCCGCUGCUCCAGCUCCUCCCCCAUGCGCCACAGUCAAGAGCAGGGCACCGACCUGGCUGUGAGGGCUCCCGACAGGACGACGGCCGGCCGCGAGGGUGUGAGGAAGCACGGAGUCAUGACCCGGCUACUCCUGGCGCUCUGGGCGUCCCUGGUGUCAGUGGAACUCGCCCGAGGCUCGGUGACUAGGGAGCCACCCAGAAACCUGAGCUGCUUCCAGUGCUUCAAGGUUUACCAGCACCGCCUGUGUAGGCCCAGGAUGUGCCGACCAGAGGAAAAAGUCUGCCUGAGCAACGAAGUGUUCAUUUACUCGAGUACAAGGAGCAGAACACAGGUCAGCAAGGACUGCGCUGUCUCAUGUCCCAACUCCAACAGUGUGUUUGAGUGGCCAGCGAGCAAAGGAAUUCAGGCCAGGAUCACCAGAGGAUGCUGCUCAAGGAAUCUCUGCAACAGAGCACCUGGCGCUGUGUUCAGGACCCUGCCUGGGAGGAUCCUGCUGCCACUGGGUCUGGGCCUCUUCCUCACCCUGUUGUGA
This is a messenger RNA of Myodes glareolus (Bank vole), 616 nucleotides long. RefSeq names its product lymphocyte antigen 6 family member L (gene Ly6l). Lineage: Eukaryota; Metazoa; Chordata; Mammalia; Rodentia; Cricetidae. Gene Ontology annotation, cellular component: plasma membrane. The record is from RefSeq and is a predicted model, not a curated record.